Messenger RNA from Belonocnema kinseyi, 822 nucleotides. RefSeq lists its product as uncharacterized. The record is from RefSeq and is a predicted model, not a curated record. The coding region runs from base 189 to 536 and encodes 115 amino acids. NCBI's taxonomy places the organism in Eukaryota, Metazoa, Arthropoda, Insecta, Hymenoptera, Cynipidae. The transcript is spliced from 2 exons.
CUCAUAAACGAUUCGUUGUGCGCGGUAGCCACACGGCACAGAGUGAAAGUAUAGUUUUUUCGCAUUAUUUUAAACAUUCAUUGAGUUUCGUGAAAAGAAAAUGGGAAAAUCAGAACAGCAGAUUGCUGAGCUACAGAAGCAAAUUCAGGAGUUGCAGCAAUUUGUGAGGAAAAGGCCUAAAAAGAAACAUGGGUAUCGACGCUCUCGAUAUCCACGGCGGCCAUGUUCGUGUGGAAAGAGAGACUGCUCUAAGAACAGAAGUCGAUCUAGGAGCGUUUCCAGGAGACGUUGCAGAACGAGAUCCCGCUCACAUCGUCGAGGAAGAGUGGCUUGGACCUCAACAUCGGGCUCUUCAAGCAGAAACAGUAGCCAUACAUCGAGAUCAUCGAGAUCCCCCGCUGGAUCUCUUCGUCCCCGCAGCAGAUCCUCGACCAGUAGAAGAUCUUCAAGCAGAUCUCAUACACCACGGGGAUCGAAAUCAGGGGAGAAAAAUCCAGACACGAACCCUGAAGAUGGCCCUCCAAAGGAGCUGUUGACCAAAUAGGCUUUGGAAAUAAUUGGAGUGAACCCGGCUGAUGUAACACUGAAAGAAACAGUCUUUCCUGCAAACAUUGUGGACAGAUGUGGUCCCUUGUUAGCUGCGGGACUCCAAACAGAAGAAAGGGAGAACCUAUCACUGAAGUACGCGCUAAACGGUCCGCUCUCUUUGGAAACUCCGUUAUUGAAACCAGAAGUGGAGAGCUACCUCCAAGAAAACGAGAAAAAGCGGGACAAGGGUUUCGCUGAAACGCAAAAUAAAAUCGGCUUGGCGAUGGUUGCUGU